Messenger RNA from Purpureocillium lilacinum, 300 nucleotides. RefSeq lists its product as uncharacterized. The record is from RefSeq and is a predicted model, not a curated record. NCBI's taxonomy places the organism in Eukaryota, Fungi, Ascomycota, Sordariomycetes, Hypocreales, Ophiocordycipitaceae.
AUGGCAGAGUCUACACAGCAGUCGUCUUGGGUCUUUACCGACUACUUGCUGCCGCAGUCAUCGCUGCUGGUCCGUGCCAUAUCAUUCAUCAGCCUCCUCUUGGGCACCAUCUUCCUUCUGCCGCUCCUCUUCCUUGUCGGCUACGAUUUCUCGCUGUGGAUAUGGAGACAUUACCGGAGCCGCUUUUCCCACCGCGAUGCCGAUGGCACUACGGCGAACCCCGCCGAGCCCGCGCCCGCGGCUGGCACGAGUGCCUUUGAUCCGACGGCCCCGGAACCGAACAAGGCACGGAGACGAUAA